AUUUAGAAGGCCAUGUUGACGUCUUGAAUGAAGUCUGUGAUAUAUUGUAUUAAAGUGAAGAUAUACCGGGGUUUUAUUCCAGAUAUUGUGAAAUAAAGGUAUGGAAUAUACAGUAUAAUGCACAGUUGACGAGAUCUGGUGUGAAUUAUUUACGACGUCUGCUAUUAUGGAGAAGAUAUAACCAGCAAUCAUUUCUAUAUAAGGUCUUGCAAUGAGUCAACGUGGGCCGCCCAUUCAUGGAAAGGGCGGUGACGUGUCGUAUAUCCGAGCUACCAGUGCAAAUAAUACAGGGUCGUUACCAAUGGCACCGUUGUCGCCCACGGGCAAUCGCGAAAAGAACUCAACACCCAUGUCUAAUAUUUCAUUAGCUGAUUGUGAAUUUAACGAUCGUGAUGAAAUGCUCCUUCGUGAACUUGAGGAAGCUAAAUCACGGGCGGCCCAGAUGGAAAAAACUAUGCGAUGGUGGUCCGACUGCACGGGUAAUUGGCGGGAAAAGUGGAACAAGGCGCGAGACGAACGAAACAAAGCUCGGGAAGAAAACAGACAGUUACGAUCAAAGUUAGAAGCCAUCGUUAAGGAACUGACUUUACAGAAGCGUGAUCGCCACGACUUGAUGGCAGAAAAUGAUCGUUUAAAACAGCAGUUAGAACUUAGGUCUCUAGAAAAGGAUGGCAGAAGCUCCGCUAGUAGUUCUGUGAAGGAAGAAGAUUUGAAUAACGGAGGAUCUUCGAAGGAGAAAAAAUCUGAAAUGGACGACACGGAAAAGGAUGUGGAAGAUAUUAGUACGUCUAACGAUAAAAUGGACAGCUCUUCAAAUGCUGUAGAAAAAGAUAGAAAAGACAGUGUUGACAGUACGACGUCAUGUAAUAAUAAAAAUAAUUCUAGUGACGUCAGUAAUCUUCUGCCACGUUUGUCACUUCAACUUGAAGAAUCAGAAAAAAUAAUAGAACAAGAGAAAAGAGAGAAAUGCGAGGUGACGGAAUCCAUGGUUAAAUUACAAGCUGAACUAACGUCGUUAAAAUCUAAAUACGAAGAAAUCAAAAAACAGAAACAAGAAGCCUAUUUAGAGGAUAAAUAUGAUGAUAUUGAUAUUGAUAGCUCGGAUGGUGAGUUCGCUCACAUCGGAGUAGCUGGGUUAACAAAAGUGAAAGAUAGUCAUAAAGAUGAUGUCAGUCGAUUGUCUCAGGAAUUAGACGAAGAAAGUUCUACUCGAUCAGGUCUCGAUAAAAAGAUAGCAGAAUUACGCAGAGAGUUAGAAAGACUUCAGUCAGAAAAUGCAUCAGAGUGGGCGAAAAGGGAGCGACUGGAAACAGAGAAAUUAGCACUAGAACGCGAAAAUAAAAAGUUACGAAGUCAAGCGGAAGAUUUAGAAGAACAACUGGAGAGGAAAAGUCAACAAACCUCGGCCAUAAUGGAUUCUGACAUGAAAACAUUACAAAUGGAACUGUCUGAGAAACACAAGGAAUUAAAUGAUCUGAAACAUAUCCAUGUUAAAGUGAAGAAAACAUAUCAGGAUAAAUUAACAGAAUUAGAUCACACCAAACGACGUACUGAACAAUACGAACUAGAAGUUAAAAAAUUACGAAGUCGAAUUGAAGAGUUAAAGCGAGAUCUGGCCAACUCAGAAGAUGAGGUUGAUAUUCAGGUCAAUAAUGUGCGUAAAUUACAGAGAACUAAUGAUGAGUUACAAGCUCAGGUGGAGACGCUACAGGUACAGAAUGAUCAUAUCCAAUCAAGGUUAAAGAGGAGUAGUCAGCCAUGUUUAGCUAAAAGUCGUUCUUCCAGUUUGAAAUCGUUCGCGUUACAUGAUGAUUUUGAUGCGGAUGAUAGUGAUUUAGAUCUCGGUGAUACUACGUAGCAUAUCUUCUAUAAAAUCUCUACAGUAUACACCACAAGGCACAAAUAUCGGUCAAAAAUUGAAUCCCUCAAAAUAAAUUUUUGAGUAGCCUACUUACACGAACAAAUAAAUGUUAACACCAACAAAUAAAUGUUCAAGUCUAAUAAUUGCAUUUAGGGCUAGCAUAUUCCUGUCCCGAUGUUGCUAGAAAAAAUGGCCUUUGUGCGCGCCAUUGCAAUGACAUUAGAUAUCGGCUUUUGUAGUUGGUGACAAAAAAUUGCUCAUCGUUCUGAAAUCGUACAUCAUUUGCUAUAUAUGCGAGAGAAAGCGAUUUUUCUUGGAGCAAUAUUUGUGUGGAAAAUCAGUACAAGCUAAACUUUUAUGUGGACACAGGACUGACAUUUUGACUACCAAUAGUCACAUGAUCAGCAGUAACACUUUCUGAACCAUCGCCCGCUAAUUGCUUAUACAUGUGCGCACGUUGCUAUCAAUGUUGCUAUUAAAAAAAGCCUGUCUGCCCCAGGCUUAAGGACUGGGAUAUAAAUAGCUUCCGUAUUUGCUGUGUGUUAAAUGCUGUUUUAAGGCGUUUGUACGACACGAUGGAAAGGCAGCUUGAGCUAUUCCCUUCCUUACGAUUUGACCAAAUUAAUAAUUGACAGGGAGACUGCCUACUUUACGAAGAUCUAAACUGAAAGUGAAAAUGUUUGACUGAUAUUUGUGACUUGUACGAUUAUACUGUUUUUAAGGCAUUUAAUGAUAGGAAAACAUUGAAAUAAUAUAAAACACAACUUUAUGGAUAACAAUCACUGGCAACUUUAAUACGGAAAUGGUGUGGGGUGGAGUGUGUGGUGGGGGUGGGGGGAUAGUCGAAUGGUUAAGAUGUACGCGUUGUAUCACAAGGUCUGUCAUUGAGUCAACUGGCAUGGUUUCGAUUCCCUUGUUGUACUUCCUCCCACUGCUAAAGAUCCCUACGUGAAAGCACAUUAUUGAAAUAAAAUUGAACCAUAUGUUUGAGUUGAGUGCAUGUUAAACCACAUCUCUCUCUCUCUCUCUCUCCCUCUCCCUCUCUCU
This is a messenger RNA of Patella vulgata (common limpet), 2908 nucleotides long. RefSeq names its product coiled-coil domain-containing protein 102A. The transcript has 9 exons. Lineage: Eukaryota; Metazoa; Mollusca; Gastropoda; Patellidae. The record is from RefSeq and is a predicted model, not a curated record. Gene Ontology annotation, cellular component: myosin complex. The coding region runs from base 212 to 1858 and encodes 548 amino acids.